AUCAAGGUCGAGCAAAAAGAAUGCAAGAUUAUUCGUUCCUCUUACCGAUGUUCCUUAUCUACCUAUUUUAUCCUAUUCUCACGUAAAGUGACAGUUUCGUCAUGUGAAAGAGAUACGCUACAUAAUUAUCAUAGUGUUUAAAAAUUGCUCCGAGAUAUAUAACCAAGGUAAUUUCAGACCUAAAACUCGUCAAAUCUUGCGAAUAAAGUAUCAUGCCCCAAGAAUCGUCGCGAAAUUCAACAAUUAUUAACAAAAUAAAUGUGAAUUACAUCUAUGCAUCUAAUGUCAAGCGCUCGCGUAUGAGAGACAACUUAUUUUCUGUUUAAAACUCCCAGUCGAAGUAUAUCUCAGAUCAUGUAUUGAUAUUGAGAUUCUUAAUAUUAUCGAUUAUGUGUUAUUAUAUCGAGAUUAUUCUUUAAAUACAAAUCGUAUAUAAUUAUGGAGGACAUUAAUAUCAAUUAAUGUUAAUGUGUGAAUUCGCGUAUGUGGUUAUUGGAAGUCGGGUAGAAUCGUUCAGUGAAUUUGCUCAGCCAAAACGCGAUCGACGUAUCGUGACAUCAUGGAGAAGUUCGCAAUUGACUUGGAUAAGGUCCUCGAUGAUUUCGAAUUCAACGAAGAUUGUGCAGAGCAAGUAGCACAAGUUGCAACUUCCACAAUUGAUGUAUCAGAUACGGACAAGCAUGCUACUGAAACGGUGCAUCCAAAAACAUACAAUUAUGUUGCUGCUAAUUCUGAGAAAGAAAAAGCAGUUGAUAGUAUGUCAUCUUUUGAAAAAUACAGGGACACACGAUCAAUAGAUAUUGAUUGUAGAUAUUCCCUAGCUGAAAGGAACAUAAUGUCAGAAAGUAAAGAUUCUAUAAAUAAUUAUUACACACACGACCAUGUGGGUGAUAAGAAGACUGGACAGAAAUUGUGUGUUCAUUCUCAUGAUUCCGAUCAAGCACAUUUAACAUUAUACAAUGACAUAUCACACAACUUGCUGCAGAAACAACAAAAUGGAAGUAAUGAUUCAAAGGACGACAACAGAUACGACAAGAAAUUAAAUCAACCGAAUAUCAAACCUAGUAUUAGCAAUGUAUUUAAUAGUUUAAACGAAUACAUUAAUGCUCCUACUGGGAGCUUGGAUUAUGUUGAACCAAGAUUAGAUGAAACAGACGAUCUGCCCAAAACAUCCAUAGAUAACAUAGAAGAGAAAGAUCUUAGACCAAGUAGAAGUGUAAUGAUUGAGUGUUCAACUUCUAAAACAAAAGGAUUUGUAGAUAUAACUGGUACAAAUACUUUGGAUUAUAAAAAUGUUUUACCAGUGGAAGUAGAUAAAUUAGUCGGAAUGGAAACUAUUAAUAAACAAGAUAAUUCUGUACAAAAUGUUAUAUUGCAUUCUGCUUCCAUGCAGUGUGAAAAAAAUAGUAAUAGCAAUGUAAUUUCUGAAACAGUGAAUACAACCAAUUCAAGAUACGAGUGUGAUAAUGUGAUUGCAGAUACAGAGCUAUCUAGUAAUAAAAUAGGUGUUAAUGAACAGUUUGCAAUUAAUGUCAACAGAUUUGACAAGGUUUCUGAGAGUGUUUCUGGCAAACAAAAGCAAUUAGACACAGACAGACAAGAUCUUAUUGAUAAAUGCACAUUUGGUAAAAACAAGGAAAGCUCAGUAGAAAGUAUUACGACGAAGUUGGAUACGAAUAUAGUGAACAAAACAGAAAAUGAGAAUAUAAAAGCGACUAAUAAUACUUCGUCCAUCAUGAUGACGAUUAAUAUCAGCGACGAUUUUUCCGAAGAGGAGCUAAAUCGAUAUUUAUCGGAGUUGGAGGAAGAAGAAAGGCAAAAGGAAAAAGCAAUAUUAUGCGCGGAUACUUCGUCAAUAAAACUAUACAAUGAGUCAAGUGAUGGUACUGCAAAGAUUGUAAGUCAACAUCAACGGGACAAUGAAGACAUCAAGGAGACACCUAUAUUCGAAAAAAUUAUGACUGGUGAACUUCCAAAGGUAUCAGGAGAGGAGUUUCAGGAGAAGGAAGCAAAAAAGUUUCCUGCGAUCGACUAUAACACAGGUGUGUGUAACAAGAACACAAUGGAUGUUUCUGCAGGAAAGAAAGAUUCACAGGAGCUCAAUGAUACUGUGAAAGUUGCUUCAGGUGAAAAAUAUGAUCAGUCGAGAGAUACACAAGAUAAUGAGCUAGAUAAAACGGUCAAAGAUAACGACAUAACUAAGACAGCUGGUCAACAUAUGGAGACACGAGAGAAUACCUCAGAGACUGUGCUGAGUGCAGUCGUUGAGGAGAACAAAGUCCCGUCGAAACCAGAAAAUGCAGGUGAACAGAGCAGUCACAGUGUAAACAUGAUGCAGAAGUUACAACAGAAUAUUGAUAUUGAUACACAAUCACAAGAUAACAGCGAUGAUGCUGUUAAGAAUAGAGAGCCGGAAAGCAAAGAGAUCCACGAUGACAAAGACUGCGGUAUUAUCGAGAGCGACAAAGGAAAUGUUCUUAUAAUGCAUGAUAAUGAAAUGCAUAAUAGCGGUAAGACUUUUAAGGCCGAAGGUGUAGCUAACGUCACUGACGCUUGUAUAGCUUCUGAUACAGACGAGAACAGUCAAGAAGCUGAAAAACCCACACGUCCUCAGACAUUGGAUAUCGUUUCAACGCAUAACAAAGAUGACUCUUAUACACUUGAAUCUUCGGGUGCCACACCAGGAGAAACAGAACAUUCAGAAACCGGAGGUCCUACGGACGAGGAUCGGGGUGCUUCAUCAGAUGUUUCUGACAAUUCUUUAAUGGAGUGCAGCAUAGUUCUGGGAAAACAACCUCCGUUUUGGGUCCCCGAUAGCGAUGCUCCCUGCUGUAUGUUAUGCGAUGUUAGAUUUACGGUACUUAAAAGACGUCAUCAUUGCCGUGCUUGUGGUAAGGUGUUGUGCCACAAAUGUUGCAAUAUGAAAUAUAGAUUAGAAUAUCAAGGCAACAUCGAUUCCCGCGUUUGUGUUCUGUGUCAUCAUGCACUCACGAAAGCGGAGAGUGAACAAGGGAUGGGCGAUUGGUCAACUAGCUAUAGUUCAUAUGCUGGUUGUAGUGACAUCAACUCCCCACAGGGGAGACAGCCUAAUCCAAAUAAUCCCAUGGAGUACUGUUCAACUAUACCACCCUUGCAACAGUUAGCUGGCGGUUUGCCACCACCACCAACAGUGAUGGUACCUGUAGGUGUUCUUAAGAGAGAGGGCUCCAAACAUCGUACAGAAGGGCAGAAAUCUGUAAUGUUUAGUGAUGGAAUAAGGCCUGGCUGUGACCUGACAGAGCUAGACACGUGUUGGGAUCUGAAGCCACCGUACCGUAAACAAGGGAACAAGCGGAUCUUCGCGUCGGCAUCUACAUCAACCGACGUUACAACGAGGAGACAGAGUCAUCCUCCUUUAGAUAAUACGACCAACAGCUAUAUACCGCACGAUCCUAAUUUAUUACCACGGGUCGUCACUAUACACAAAGGCCAAAUCACGUAUCAUCCACCUACAGAUGAGAAUGUACUCUACAAGACGCUGAAAAAUGAAUGCGAGCCACCAGUAAUGUUCGCGAUUAAUCGGAAUCUCUACGCAUAUGUGAAGAUCACCAAUCUGAACUGUUGCGUAAAUAAAGUCUGUUGGAACGUAACGUCGAGAGGGCUCGCCUGCGUCGGCCAGGAUGAAGUUAUAUUGUUAGUUGAAACUUUGCCGGAUGAAACGCGAAUUCCAAAAGAUCUACUCAUUUAUAUCAAUCAAUUGUAUCUCGAAGCUAUUAAAGGUAACACGAUGACAGAGCUCGGAUUCUCGGUGUUUCAAGGUGGUAACUUAUUGGGUUCGCGCGAACAUACGGGUUUUCUUUUUAUUCGCCAAACGUUACAGUGCUUGCAAAAAAUCAUCUUACCUCCAGCACCUUUCCUAGUCGGACUUUUAGUUCACAGAUGGGAAACUCCAUGGGCCAAGGUGUUUCCGUUGAGGCUUCUUUUACGUCUCGGUGCGGAAUAUCGUUAUUAUCCCUGCCCACUGGUGUCGGUUCGUUUCCGAGACGCCUUGUAUUUUGAGAUAGGACACACCGUAAUGAAAGUGUUAGCAGAUUUUAGAAACUUUGGAUAUACUUUGCCUGGAGUUAAAGGCUUGACAAUCCAUCUCAAGAAUCGUACGACGGACGUCAUGUUUCCCAGGAAUCGAUACGAUCAAGUUAUAAAAGGGCUUCACAAUUCGAACGAUCAUGUUUUAGCUUACGCUUCGAACUUCAGUAUAUCCGCGGACUCGCAUUUGGUUUGCAUACAAACAAACACCGGAGAUGAAAGUAAUUAUCAAACACAAGCGAUAAACAUUCACAAUAAGCCGAGAACAGUGACCGGUGCCAGUUUUAUUGUCAUCAAUGGUGCACUGAAAUCAUCUAUGGGUCUAUCUGCUAAAUCUAGUAUUGUGGAGGAUGGUUUAAUGGUAGAAAUAAUGCCAGAAAAAAUGGAAGCUUUAAAGGCUGCUCUAAAAAAUAUGCAGGAUUUCUCAAUCGGUUGCGGACGACAGGGAGCAUCAGAACCGGACGAAACUGUAAAUAUUAAAUGGGUCGAUAAUGACACACUUUUCAAUCUAGGAGUCAAAAGUCCCAUUGAUGGACAACUGAUGGAUGGUAUACCAUCUAUCAGAGUACAUAACGGCACCGAUUACAAAGGUAUAACCCGAUUUAUACGCUGGACAGAAGUAUUCCUUAUAAAAUCAGAUGAUCAUUCAAACGGUGUGAGUGAUCCUGUGGAUGUAAGUAAAUUAUCUGGAAGUAUAGCGAAAGCGACGUGCGUGGCGUUGGUCAAAUUGUUGGAUCUUUUGGCAACAGCCGGUUUAACGAAGCUUGGUGUACGAGCAACGAUUCAUCCAGAUAACGUGGGGUACGAAGCCGGUAGCGAGGGUACAAAAUUGCCGCCAAUCUACAUGAACAGUUUAGACAAUGAAUUAAUUCAAGUUUUACACAAGGCCGCGCAGAACAGUCAAGAUGAACACACAGUGCUUGAAUUGAUAUUCUAUGUGCUCGAUAAUUAAAAAGAAUAACGUGCAUCUCAUAUUUCUGAAUUGGUCACUGUUCCACGGGACGACAUCAGAUAACUUUUAUUUAACAGAGAAAACGUGCAAUUGCAGAUAAUCACGUUUAUAUGAACUAUACAUUAUCUAUUUUCUAUGCGCUUUUUCUCAUAACUGAAGAUAUUAUUUCUAGUUUCUAUCUCUCAAAAUGCUAGUUUUUAUUACGAACUCAAUAUUUUUAGCUUUUUUCAAAAAUUUAAUUAUAUAAUUUGCGUGGGAAGUAUCUUUUCCAAAUAUAGAUCAAGAGAUACUUGAAGAAAGCAUAAUAGUGAUAUUUCAAGACUUUUAUGACAAAUGGACAUCUACUCGACAUUGUAACUAAUUGGACUGUUAAAACUGCUACACAAAACGUUAUUUAUUGCCAAAGACGUACGCAGGAUAUGCUAUAUUCUUUAUUAAUGUAAAUAAACUUGUUCUUUCUUGAUUGUUUUGUAAAGUCUAUACAGGGACGAUCAUGUUUUAUCAUAGUAUGAUCUGAAGUGGCACUUUCAUAGGGAUUCUUUACAGAUACUAACAAUAACGGCAAUUGUUAGGAGUCUACGAUAACUGCUAGCUAGAUCGCAGUGGAAUCGCUGUACGAAUAUAACGCAAAUACGCGCAUCUUGUAUGCUUAUUCUGUAAUUUUUAACGAAAACAUCGUUAUCGUUGCGCAAUUAUUAUGUUAUAUGUUAUAUCUGUACGACGACAGAUAACGUAUGCGUCACAGUUGUAAAGCACGUUAAAAAUUUACAGAAUAAGUCUCUCUGUUCGCUUAAGCUAGCAUCACACGAUACACAAUUUCGUAUUUUCUGACAUGCAUACUGAUCAGCACGCUGUAGGCAGCUUGGUUCACUGAAUCGUUAUCUGCACUGGGAUUACCUGAACCUGAACUGAGCUGCGCUACAGCGUACAUGUCGGAAGGUAUGGAAUCGUACAUCGUGUGACGCUAUCUUUAGCAAUUCUAUUAACUGAUACAUGUAUUUGUCUACUAACAAUAUUUUAUAUAUACAUAUAUAGCAAAUGUUCGGAUAUAAGGACAGCUUAUAAGACAGUACUAUAAUGUAAUUAUUAUUGUAUUUAUUGUUGUAAUAAAACUGUUAGAUAAAAUUAAUACAAUGA
Molecule: messenger RNA, 6154 nt
Organism: Odontomachus brunneus
Lineage: Eukaryota; Metazoa; Arthropoda; Insecta; Hymenoptera; Formicidae
Gene: Sara
Product: zinc finger FYVE domain-containing protein 9
Exons: 15
Coding region: 560-5017 (1485 amino acids)
Biological process (GO): endosomal transport
Cellular component (GO): early endosome membrane
Molecular function (GO): metal ion binding
Source: RefSeq, a predicted model, not a curated record